Molecule: messenger RNA, 2010 nt
Organism: Annulohypoxylon maeteangense
Lineage: Eukaryota; Fungi; Ascomycota; Sordariomycetes; Xylariales; Hypoxylaceae
Product: Rec8 like protein-domain-containing protein
Exons: 4
Coding region: 1-2010 (669 amino acids)
Biological process (GO): synaptonemal complex assembly; mitotic sister chromatid cohesion; replication-born double-strand break repair via sister chromatid exchange
Cellular component (GO): cohesin complex; synaptonemal complex
Molecular function (GO): protein binding; chromatin binding
Source: RefSeq, a predicted model, not a curated record
AUGUUUUAUAGCCACGAAAUCCUAAUGAGCCGCCAAUAUGGUGUCGCUACUAUCUGGCUCGUCGCCACCAUUGGAUCCGGAGGUGGAAAGAAGAGAGUGACCAAAAAGGCCAUACAAGAUGUCGAUGUGCAGAAGGCAUGUGGAAAAAUCAUCGAGCCGGGUGCCCCAGUGGCACUGCGUCUUCAGGGUCAGCUCCUUUAUGGUGUAUCGAGGGUUUACAGCCAGCAAUGCGGCUACAUGCUGUCCGAAUUGCAGAAGAUUCAUACGAACAUGCAUAUCUUCUUCACCAAAUUCGGCGAGAACCAGCUCGAUCCGGAGGCCGGACUGGCAAAGCCAGAGAACCUUUUAAUCAUGAACGACCCCGACUUUGUUCCGGAUAUGAUGCUCCCCAAGUUUGACCUUGAUGCCCUGGCAGCUAGCCAAGCAACCCAGAAGACAUCUUCCCAGAUGUCACCUCUUGACAGCACAAUCCUUUUGGGAUCUCAUACUUCGCAAAGUCCCGCGCCAGGUUACGAUAUCCAAUUUGACUUUCAUCAUUCAUCCUCUCCAGGCCCCCCAGGUUCACCGGGCGGUCUUCAAGGUCUUUCAUCUGCGCGCAAGCCUGAGAGAGAACAAAGAAUGCUUCCCGAGGAUGACAUCUUCGGAGGAGCUGGAGAUUGGGGAAUGGAGAUAGACGAGCAUGGGAACAUCAUCGAAGUAGAAGAACCUGCUAUAGUCCAAGACGACUUUGAUCUACCCCCUUUCCCCGCGAUGGAAGGCGGCAUUCAAGAGCGAUUAAAUGCCGAGCAGCAGAAACAGCCAGCGGUGGACGACGAAGGCGAUGUUAUUAUGACGGAUAACGCGCAGCAAGCAGGCGACGUGGCGACAGCACAUCCGCCGAGUGAGCAUCAUAAUGCCUUCUUAUCUGAUGAUCAUCACCAACAACAUCAGGCCCCUUCCCGACGAAAGCGAAAGCCUCGCACUUUGCAUGCCGAUGCAGAGACGCAGAUCUCACGAACUGCCAUAAACAAGUGGCAGGAGGACUACUUGGUGAAUUGUGGUGGCCCGAAGAUACGAGCCACUGGAGCAGCGAAGGCAAAAGCGAAUGCCAUGCUCCUGACGUUUGGUCUGGGUCUAGGAAAUAUCGGUCGGAACAUUGGUGGCCCAGGAAUGAUCCAUCCUCUUGCACUCGACUUCUCGGGCGAUUCGUUAUUUACCGCAAUUACCGGACUUGCGGUACAUGGUGCGCCUCGUGGUCAACGUCGAUCCGCAUCCGAAUCUAUUGAAGAUGGCUCUGAGCAAGGACGUCGAGUUAGGCCGCGACUCGAGGGUGAUGAUGUUCAGCUAGGUCGUAGUGAUGACGUCUUCGCCCAAGAUGGACAACAACUUCACGACUCUCCCGAAGUUGGUCGAGAAGCCCAGGCAGCCAUGUCAGACCACCUAUCUUCCGCUCUCAACAUGCCCUGGAACCGAGGAUCCUCCAACAUACCAGGCUCAUCCCUCCGCGGGUCCGCCCAAAAAGGGCGCAUCCCAUCCAGCCCCCUAGCCGGGCGCGGCAACAUCCAAGACAUAGUCCGCUUCAGCGACGCCCCCUCCCUCGACAACGACGGCGGCGGUUUCGAUUUCGGCGGGGGCUUCCCCUCCGACAACGACGCCUUCGACGGCUUCAACCUCUCCCCCAAAGGCGCGAAACACCCCUCCCCCCACCAAAGCGAGCCGCAGAACACGAACGCCUGGCCGACCCUCGAUAUCGAAGGUAAGAACUUCCUCUCGUUCAUGCACUCCGCUAUCCGCGAGAACGGCGAGCGCAGGCUCGACGAGGAUUUCGAUAUCGACCGUCGAUGGGUCGCUUUCGACGACCUAUUCGUCCCGCGCGACACGAACCGGCAGACUGCUGCCCAGGCGUUCUUCCAUGUCCUGUGCUUGACCACGAAGGGGCGGUUGCAGGCUCAGCAGGAUGGUGCGCCGCAGGUUCCGUUUGGGGGGAUUUGGGUUGGGGUUAAGAUGGGUGAGGUUGGUGCUGGUGGAUAG